GGACAGUUGGACAAAGGCGCAGACACUUAAACUGGGCUUGUGACCGACGGAGUCCACAUCACCCCGACAUCGCAAAAGCUUCCGGACUUCGCUUCUUGUUCGCCGAAGUGUGUACUUGCUAGAGCACCAUGGAAAGGUCGCACUUGAUAUAAUACUAUUUUUCUUCUUUUCGACACGCGUACAAUAUCGCGUACAAUAUGGCUUCAAGAUUCGCCUCCUCCUCCCUCCACCAGCGCGACUCGCGCAGCGACCUCUUCAAGGGCUACACCGGCGGCGCCGCGAGCCGGACAGUAAGCGCCAGCCCCAACCGGCAGCCACAGGCACAGCAGCAGCAACAACAAUAUGGCAACGGCGGCGGCGGUAGCGGCUACGGGUAUGGCGGGUACCAGCCGGGCGGCGCCGGUUCCGGUGGCGGGAGCGCCGGCGCCAGCGGGAGCAGCCACCUCGGCGUGGCCGGGCCGGGGUAUCGUCCGGCUACGCCGAAUCGGAAGGGCCAGUACAGCGAUGCGGUGCUCAACGAGCUCGAGAGCCAGAACGACGAGCAGGUGGACGGGAUCUUGGGGAAGGUUAGGUUGCUGAAGGAUAUGACGGUGGCGAUUGGCGAUGAGAUCCGCGACUCGUCGGCCCUGGCGGAAAAGAUGAACGACGGCUUCGACCAGACACGGCUGCGGCUGGGCCGGACCAUGAACAGGAUGAUGGUCAUGGCGGAGCGGACGGGUGUGGGCUGGAGGGUGUGGCUUGCGUUCUUUGCGGCGGUCAUCUUCCUGUUUGUUUACGUCUGGCUGUUUUAGAGCAAGGGCGGGGAGGCCGCAAGGCUUGGUUAGAGUCGGUCGCUUUCUACGCCAGGAGGCGGGCUGCAUCGGUGCCUGGAGUUUGGGAAGCAUGCCUAUCUUGGCUUGGUUUGUUUGGGAUACGACUGCUGUCAUGAUGUUGCUGUACCAGCACACUCGCAUGCGGACCAUGGCGGGCAAGGGGGUUCGUUUGAUACAGAUGUUGUAAUGCUGAACA
Molecule: messenger RNA, 1008 nt
Organism: Chaetomium fimeti
Lineage: Eukaryota; Fungi; Ascomycota; Sordariomycetes; Sordariales; Chaetomiaceae
Exons: 4
Coding region: 198-791 (197 amino acids)
Biological process (GO): endoplasmic reticulum to Golgi vesicle-mediated transport
Source: RefSeq, a predicted model, not a curated record